CGUGUCAAUGAUUGUGAGUUGUUGGUGAACUGUGAAGUGUGUGGCAGUAGCCGCUAGGGUUGGUGGUGGUAGUGUGUAUAGUACAAAUAUAAGAACUGUGGGUUGAUCAGUAAAAGCAAUUCAUUUUGAUCCAGCCAAGAUGGGGAAGAACAAAGUUAGCCCAGUUAAAUACUUCGUUUGUGGUGGUUUUGGUGGCGUAUGUACUGUUGUAGUCGGCCACCCUCUGGAUACUAUAAAGGUCAGGCUACAGACAAUGCCAAAAACCUUACCUGGUGAGAAACCUCUCUACACCGGAACAUGGGACUGCUUCAGGAAGACUGUAUCACGGGAAGGUGUUAGAGGGCUGUACAAGGGUAUGGCUGCACCUAUAACAGGUGUAGCACCAAUAUUUGCAUUGAGUUUCUUUGGAUAUGGACUUGGUAAACGCUUGCAACAGACAACACCUAAUCAAGAGCUGAACAUGACUCAACUUUUCGUCGCAGGUGCAUUUUCUGGUAUCUUCACAACUUCUAUUAUGGCUCCAGGAGAGAGAAUAAAGUGCUUGUUACAGGUACAACAAGGUGGCACUGCUCCUAUGAAGUACAAAGGCCCUGUAGAUGUAGUGAAGCAGUUAUAUAAGGAAGGUGGCAUUCGCAGCAUAUACAAAGGAACAGUGGCAACACUUCUCAGAGAUGUACCUGCAAGUGGAAUGUAUUUUAUGACAUAUGAUGGCCUUCAGAGAGUGCUAAGCACCAAUGAAAUUGGCAUUUUGGGAACAAUAUUUGCAGGUGGCUCUGCCGGUAUUGCUAACUGGUUAGUUGGAAUGCCGGCUGAUGUACUGAAAAGUAGACUGCAGACUGCUCCAGAAGGAACGUAUCCAAAUGGUAUCCGUGAUGUCUUCAGAACACUGAUGAAAGAAGAAGGGCCCACAGCAUUAUACCGAGGAGUUACACCUGUUAUGUUGAGAGCAUUUCCAGCAAAUGCAGCAUGUUUUAUUGGUUUUGAAGCAUGCAUGAAGUUUCUUGACUGGCUUGCACCAUCCUUAUAAUAGGGUUGAUGCUAGAAAUUUUUGAAUGUGCUCAUAGUUAUUUUUCUUACAUGAACACCUCUUUUAAAAAAUAUGUUAAUCAUAAAAAUUUUACUUGCCUUAGUUUUUACAAUUUAGUGUAUUAUCUAUUUUUUGGAAGAUUGUUGUAAUAAUGAUAAAAAAUUUCUAUUUUGUAACGGUUUCUGUUUAUCGAGGUGUAUUUUGUAAAUUACUGGUUACAGAAAAGAUGAUGAUGUUUAUAUAACUAUUUUUAUCAUUGAAUUGUUGAUUUUUGUUUGCAUGUGACAUAUUUUAUAGAAAACUGGAAUAAACAGUAUUUUGUUAUGCAAUUA
Molecule: messenger RNA, 1359 nt
Organism: Schistocerca gregaria
Lineage: Eukaryota; Metazoa; Arthropoda; Insecta; Orthoptera; Acrididae
Gene: colt
Product: congested-like trachea protein
Exons: 6
Coding region: 140-1027 (295 amino acids)
Biological process (GO): mitochondrial transport; carnitine transmembrane transport
Cellular component (GO): mitochondrial envelope
Molecular function (GO): O-acyl-L-carnitine transmembrane transporter activity
Source: RefSeq, a predicted model, not a curated record